GUGUAAACGCGAGGGAUAGCAUUUUCGCUUGGAGCGUUUUUCCUUCUCUUUAGGCAUUGUUAUAAUUUUAAUUCGAAUUAGUAAAUUAAUAUAUUGCUGUCGUGUUUUUUUGUGAUUUUUAGGAGAGGUAUAGCUUUUCUUGAUUACUUAACAAGGGGCUACGUUAAAGAUUACACCAGUCGUCGAUAUCUUUAAGUAAUACCUUUAUACUCGAGACCAAUUCAUCUUUUCAUCGCUGUUGUUAAAGGUUGAAUACCUUUCAGCACAGCAAUACACGCACAAGUCACAAGAGAGGUGAUAAACAAGGGUGAUGUGAACCAAGAGAGUUCCUCUCGCUGAACAUGCAUCGACUACAAGUUUUCAUUCUUCUCUUGGCUGUGCUAGUUACGUCGCUAGCAGCGCACUAUGAAAACACUAUUCUCGUAUCGCCACAUGGAAUCGACAACGAAACCUGUUGGGAAUCCAGUAAGAAUACCAGCCGACCUUGUAGGACGGUGAAUUACGCAUUGGAACAUUCACGAAACGCAACACGAAUUCUCAUUAGCACUGGAGAAUACGUCUUGAGGAAUAGCCUGACUGUACAAAACACGUAUAUAUUGGCAAUUGAGGCCGAAGAUGCGGUCACAAUAAGAUGCUUAGGGGACGUCGGGGUGUCUUUUAUCCGUAGCGGUAAUAUCAGUCUUAUUGGCUUGACGCUUAAAAAUUGUGGCGCACUUCAUCCAAGUACGAUAGGAAAAGCAUUCGCAAAGAAGGCUCACAGCCCGUUCUUUGUUGCACUGUACUUCACGUAUUGUAGAAAUAUAGAGAUGGUCGACUGUACGAUAAGUGAAAGCCCUGGUAUCGGGUUAAUCUUGUACGACAAUGGAGGGUUUAUUCGUGUAAAAGGGACGCGAUUUACCCAUAAUGCACCUAUCAAAAGGAAUUGUUCGGGUAAUGAUUAUUACGUCAAGGCAGGGGGAGGAGUAUAUUUUGAGUACACCUUUGACGGCUCUCUGUCACCAUACAACACAAAAGAACAACUCCGCUACCAGCAUGAUAAUCAAAUCUUGUUUGAGAACUGUACCUUUGAGAUGAAUGAAGCCCCAGAGUUAUGUUUUAAUAGCAUGAUAGAGUAUCCAUCAGGGUCUCACCACAUGCCUUUCGGCCGGGGUGGCGGAAUGUCGAUAUUCAUGCGAGGACUGUCCAGGAAUAACCACUUAUUGGUCAAAGACUGUCUUUUCGUCUCGAAUCACGCCAUAUGGGGUGCUGGGCUUUUCGUGGAAUUCCACGAUGCUUCCCAGAAUAACACUGUUCGAAUUCAGGGAACUGUGUUCAAAAAUAACUCAGCGACUACCGCGGGUGGCGCAGUGCGAUCGGCUUUGGUCAAUACCGGCAAGUUAACCAUAGCGAAUAAGAUCGUACACGAGGAAUGUUUUUACGACGGCAACACUGCGCUCAUGUCAGGUGGUGUAUCGCACUUUGGGAACUUCUACAAGCCUAUACAGAGUGAUGACUACCGCAGGGUGAGCUUCGAGAACUGCACUUGGAUCAACAACAAAGGGACGCUUGGUUCUUCCAUUGGGCUUUCAACACCAGCCACGGAAAUCACACUCGGGAACUUAAACCCUGCGAUUGAGGGACCUCUGGUGCCGUAUGUGGUUACUCUACAUAACUGUUAUGUUUUAAACAAUGUGGUAGUCCCAGGAGAAGAUAACCAAGUCAUCGGCCAGGGUUCCGUCUACUCUUACGCCGUACCUAUGGUUUUCUCGGGGAAUAUUACAUUUGUCAAUAACACUAACACUGCACUUGUACUUGACGCCGCGGUACUUAAGAUCUAUGGGAAGACCGUGUUCCGUGAUAAUCAAGGCAUUGAGGGAGGAGCCAUCGCUCUAUAUGGACCGUCCGUUAUUAAUCUAAUGCCCGACUCUAAGCUGUACUUUAGACGCAAUAUAGCUUGGGAAAGGGGUGGAGCACUGUUCGUGCGAAGUGGUAGCCCGCCUGUUGUCGCGUUUAACACCACGGAUCUCGUCACUCACGGGUGCUUUCUGGUUUACAAUGAGACCACAUCUCUGACUCACGUCUCGAACUGGCAAACGGAGCUAUUGUUCGAGGAUAACACAUCCCCUCCUGGUGGCGGGAAAUCAGUGUACGCCACGACCCUCCGGGGGUGCCGGCGGGUGGGCGAGGGCAGAAUAAAUUAUGCUUCCUUACAGUGGAAGUUUGUACAGUACUUUAGAAAUGGGGAAAAAGCGGAGGAAAUCAAGGAUGAGAUCUCUACUGAUCCAAUCAUGAUGGAGGUUAUGAGGAGUGAUUGGGCUGUCGCACCGAGCGAGAAAUUCAACGCAAGCGUCAAACUCUUUGACGAAAAAAACAGCUUGGUGUCUGCAGUGGUUAAUAUUUCUAUCCUGCAAGACGAUGUAUCUUUGGAUAUACCAUCUCCCGUUUUACUCGUCAAGCAAGACAGCAAGUGCCACGGCCUUGCGAUCAAAGGGAAAAUCAACAGUGACUUUGAUAUCAAUCUCAGGACGGUAGGAAGCCAGUUUAUUGGGGUCACAGAGAGGGGAUUGAGACUACAGGAGUGUCUACCGGGGUUUAUACAAGAUUCGGGGACGGACACUUGCAAGUGCGUGCCGAGAAAGAUCUACGACGGUCUGUCACGAUGCGAGGGGAACAACGUCUACCUGAAGACCGGCCACUGGGGAGGGAGGGUUGGCGGUCAAUUUGUCACCUACCCCUGUCCCCAGGGGUACUGUAGCGAUGAUGUUACGGGGGGAGGGAGGGAAUACAGGCUGGAUUUGAAGGAUCGUUGUGCUGAGAAUAGAAACCAGAGCUCGACCCUAUGCGGGAGCUGUCGAUACGGUUACAGUGUGUUCAUGGGGAAUGAAAAGUGUGGGGAUUGCUCUAAUAACCACUUGUGGCUCCUCGUGAUCUUCUUUAUCGGUACUCUCAUGCUCGUGCUACUUAUCCUAAAGAUCAACGUUGAUAUCUUCACAGUUUACCUCAACUCGUGGCUCUACUCGUAUCAAAUCAUCGGCUUCCUGCUGCAAAAAGGUGAAGGUCUUGAUUCUUUCCUCACCUUUGUGGUAGGAAUCGCUAAUUGGGAACUUCCAGGGUACGGAUCAUGCUUUUGCUCCGGGCUCACAAAUCUUUACAAACUGGGAAUCAACUACGGCUUACCGAUUUACGUUUUGGUUCUGCUGCUAGUGUUAUCUAAGAUUGCUAAGCUCAGACCGGGCUGUUACAUCAAUAAGAACGUGUCUCGCGCCUUCUGUACCCUCCUUGUUCUGUGCUACACCAAGAUAACUAUGAUCUCGUUCAGCAUCUUGCACUAUGUUAAUGUCGGUAACCGAUGGGUGCUCUUCUACGACGGGGAAAUUGAUUUCCAUCGCGACUGGAAAGAACAUCUUCCCUUUACCGUGGUUGCUAUUCUUAUGUUGCUGUUCUUUGUCUUAUCGUUACCCAUCAUGCUCCUGUUCACGCCUUGGCUUAUGAUGAAGUUUCCUUGUUUGAUGAGGUUUCGACUCUUCUUUGACCUAUUCCAAAGCUGUUUUGAAGACCAGGAAAAGCGGAGAAACCAUCGCUGGUUUGCGGCGUUUUAUCUGCUCUGUCGUAUCUUUAUAAUCUGCAUUGCGCUUUACCCGCCUUUCGGCCCGUUGAAGAGAUCGCUCCUGGAGGCUUGCUGUGUGCUGAUAUGUGGCACGUGUCUGUACAUCCAGCCCUAUAACACCCGCUACACCUGGCUGAACACGGUGGACGCCCUUCUCCUAGUCAACCUCGCGCUCAUCACCAUCUUUAGCUCAGGUCGGACAGUAGAGGCGGGCGACUGGACGAAUAUCGCACUCUGGUACAUCGUAGACGUCAUGGCGUAUUUCCCACUACUGUACCUAACAGUUCUAAUCGCGGUCAAGCUCGUUGCUCUAGUCAGAGAUGAGGCGCAUUGGGAAAACCUGAGAAACCGGUUUCAAGAUAGCGAUGGGACCUCCACGCAGGCGCAAACUACGGUCACUGAGUUUCAAGUCACUGCAAGACAUGUGACAGAAGACACGUGACGUAGAUGACAUCAUGGAUCCGUUAACCUGAUGCCUACAACACUGUAAUGUUCAACAGUUUCAAUGGUUACAAGUUAAUAAAGUCUCCUCUAAUAAAGCAUGAAAAUAUUCUUUUG
Nematostella vectensis (starlet sea anemone) is the source of this 4144-nucleotide messenger RNA. RefSeq lists its product as uncharacterized. The record is from RefSeq and is a predicted model, not a curated record. The transcript has 5 exons. NCBI's taxonomy places the organism in Eukaryota, Metazoa, Cnidaria, Anthozoa, Actiniaria, Edwardsiidae. The coding region runs from base 342 to 4028 and encodes 1228 amino acids.